Molecule: messenger RNA, 557 nt
Organism: Scylla paramamosain (green mud crab)
Lineage: Eukaryota; Metazoa; Arthropoda; Malacostraca; Decapoda; Portunidae
Gene: RpL27
Product: large ribosomal subunit protein eL27-like
Exons: 4
Coding region: 126-539 (137 amino acids)
Biological process (GO): translation
Cellular component (GO): cytosolic large ribosomal subunit; ribosome
Molecular function (GO): structural constituent of ribosome
Source: RefSeq, a predicted model, not a curated record
GAGAAUAAAAUUAAACAUAAUAUUACUAAGGCUUAAAAGUCCAUGAAAACUUAAAUUUCUAAAAGUAAUUUCACAAAAGAACCAUCCUACCAGUCCUUCCUUCCGCUCCCCACCAUACCGCAGUCAUGGUGAAGGUCUACAAACCAGGCCGGGUGGUGAUCUUGCUGACUGGCAAGCAGGCUGGCAAGAAAGCCAUUGUCAUCAAGAGUAAUGAUGAGGGCACACAGGACCGCCCCUAUGAGCACGGCCUGGUGGCAGGCAUUGAGCGCUACCCUCGCAAGGUGACCAAGAGCAUGAGCAAGAAGAAGAUUGCGCGCCGCUCUAAGAUCAAGCCAUUUGUCAGGAUCGUGAAUUUGAAGCACGUGAUGCCCACCCGUUAUACUGCAACUGACAUUGUCUUUGACAAAGUAGAGAUCAACAAGGAGAUCUUGAAGGAUCCUGCCCGUAGGAAGAAGGCGCGCAGGAUGGUCAAGGCCAAACUAGAAGAAAGGUACAAGUCUGGUAAGAACAGGUGGCUUUUCCAAAAGCUUCGCUUCUAAAUAAAACACGGAUUAGUA